CUUCACUAGUCCAGUCGUAAUUUGAGUAAGAAACGGACCGGGUCAUUUUGCUAAAACUAAACAUUGAAAAAUGGAACAGCGUUUAAUUAGAAAUUCAUUAUUUACUGUCGUGUUCGUGAUGCUGUUUGGUACUGGCUCGCCUCUUCUGGUUACCAUCAGCGGUAAAGGAAAGUCGAAUGCGAAACUACCGUUCCAAACAGUACAACCUUGUGCCACGGAUGCCGACUGUAACUCGCUGCAGAACACAACCUGCAUCGAUAUAGAAUCAAGUUCAACCAAAACAUGCCGCUGUGAGGAUAUGGAAUUCCCUAACUUGGGGCACUGUUGGUUAUUGAAUAAAGAUCUCAACAGUCUAUGUUCCGGUGCACAGGAUUGCUAUACCCAUGGCAACGAUCGCGAUAGCGUUGACUGCAUCGAAUCAAAAUGUAAAUGUCAACUGGGCUACUUUGUCGAUGAGGAGAGUUCGUCUUGUCAAGAGAUCGAAUAUCCUGGUGAAUCCGGCUCACUCGAAAUAGCGAAUUUGUGCCUCCUGUUGUUCACAUGUUGUCUGGCCGCGUUUUCUUUGUAUAAAUUGGUGUGCUUGAUUAAAUUCUCCAAGAAAUUUACGCAGGGGAAACCUUUUGUUCUUUGAGUUUCAUAUGUUUAAGAUUUUUUUUAAAUGCAGCUAAUUUAAUGACUGAUUAUUUAAACUAAUUGUUGAACACAUUUGACAAUAAAAAUGAACAACACAUAGUGAAAA
This is a messenger RNA of Armigeres subalbatus, 739 nucleotides long. RefSeq lists its product as uncharacterized. The transcript has 4 exons. The coding region runs from base 71 to 631 and encodes 186 amino acids. The record is from RefSeq and is a predicted model, not a curated record. Lineage: Eukaryota; Metazoa; Arthropoda; Insecta; Diptera; Culicidae.